AUGGGUAUGCCUGGCUCGGAGACCAUUUUAGAGGAGCUAACCUGUAGAGUUUUGGGUGACUUGGUUCAGGAGGGUGUAGUCGCUAAGUUAGCCGAUGAUUUGUACUGUGGUGGAUCUACUCCUGAAGACCUCCUUAAUAACUUUACAAGGACACUUCAAGCUCUACAGAGAAAUGGCCUUAACUUGUCUGCACCAAGGGAAGCCACAAUCUUGGGAUGGAUAUGGCGUGAAGGUACCCUUCGUGCAAGCCCUCAUCGCAUUGCUGCACUAGCCAACUGUCAACCCCCAUCUACUGUCACCGGCUUGAGGUCAUUCAUCGGUGCUUUCAAAGUUCUAGGACGUGUCUUAAAAGGAUGCUCACAGAUUAUAUCUCCUUUAGAUGAUGACACUUCUGGCAAAGACUCCAAAGACAAAAUUCAAUGGACUGACGACCUCCAUAGUCAUUUUAAAAAAGCCCAGAAAAGUCUCUCAUCCAAUCAGACUAUUACUCUCCCACAAGCUACGGACCAGUUGUGGAUAGUUACUGAUGGUGCUCUUCGAAGUGGAGGACUUGGGGCUACACUUUACAUAAACCGCAACGACAAACUUUGCCUCUCUGGAUUUUUCAGUGCUAAACUUCGUGCUAAUCAACUUACAUGGCUGCCCUGUGAAGUGGAAGCACUCUCAAUUUCAGCAGCUGUAAAACAUUUCAGCCCAUACAUCGUGCAGUCUUCCUUAAAUGCAUGUGUUCUCACUGACAGCAAACCAUGUGUGCAGGCCUUCGAGAAAAUGUGCCGUGGUGAAUUUUCCGCUAGCCCACGUGUGUCAACAUUCCUGUCAACGGUGAGCAGGUUUCAAGUAUCUUUGCGCCAUGUAUCAGGUGCAGCUAUAUUACCUACAGAUUUCAGUAGUCGAAAUGUUCCUGCAUGUGAUAAUCCCUCUUGCCAAAUCUGUUCCUUUGUCAACACUAUUGCCCAGUCUGUUGUUCAGCGAGUAACUACUGAGGACAUAGCAGAGGGGAGAGCCAAAAUGCCAUUUGCUACCAGAACUUCAUGGCUUGCCAUCCAACAGGACUGUCCAGAUCUCAGACGUACACAUGCCCAUCUCCUGCAAGGCACAAGACCGUCAAAAAAGCUCACAAAUGUUCGGGAUGUCAAGCGUUAUUUACAGCAUGCAGUCAUUCCCAAGGAUGGGUUAUUGGUGGUGAAAAAUAAUGUCCCAUUCCACCCAUCACAGGAAUGUAUUAUCGUUCCUCGCAGUGUCCUGGAGGGACUCCUUACUUCUCUACACAUUUCAUUGGACCAUCCAUCUUCCAAUCAACUAAAAAAGGUGGUAAAUCGUUUCUUCUUUGCACUUGACAUGGACAAAGCUAUUAACAACACCACAGACAAGUGGCAUCAGUGUACUGCAUUGAAGAGUACACCUAAAUUUCAACCAGAACACACUUCAAGCCAACCACCUGACAGAGUCGGCUAUCUGUUUGCAGUUGAUGUCCUUAAACGUGAACGCCAACUUAUACUGGUCCUGCGUGAGUACAUAACUUCCUAUACACGGACAUUACUCAUUGAAAAUGAGCGUCAUGAAACACUUCGAGAAGGACUACUCAUCUUGUGUUCAGAGCUACUACCAUUAGAUGGCCCAUUCGCUGUAAUCCGGACAGACCCUGCUCCUGGAUUUACCGCAUUAAUCAACGAUAAACUCCUAGCCAAGUAUCGCAUAUCCAUUGAAGUGGGACGCGUAAAAAAUAUCAAUAAAAACCCGGUAGCAGAAAGAGCAAUACAGGAACUAGAAGCAGAAAUCUUGCGCCAUGAUCCACUAUGUCGCACAGUUACUCCAUUAUCUUUGUGUCUGAUUACCUCUCGACUGAAUACACGUAUAAGAAGUAGAGGAAUCUCGGCCAAAGAGAUGUGGACCCAUCGUGACCAGUUCUCACAUGAACAGAUUCCCGUUGAUGAUUAUGAGCUUAUUUCUCAACAACAUGACAUUAAGCUUGAUAAUCACCCACACAGUCAGGCCUCUAAACAACCUGGAAAGAGCAGUGCCCCUGGAUGUCACAGCAAAGUUGGUGACUUGCAAGUUCAGUGGCUCCCAGCUUCGACGAACAGCUUAUCGUGUUAA
This is a messenger RNA of Ostrea edulis (European flat oyster), 2097 nucleotides long. RefSeq lists its product as uncharacterized. Lineage: Eukaryota; Metazoa; Mollusca; Bivalvia; Ostreida; Ostreidae. Gene Ontology annotation, biological process: DNA integration. The transcript is spliced from 2 exons. The record is from RefSeq and is a predicted model, not a curated record. Gene Ontology annotation, molecular function: nucleic acid binding. Bases 1 to 2097 code for a protein of 698 amino acids.